Molecule: messenger RNA, 2162 nt
Organism: Elaeis guineensis (African oil palm)
Lineage: Eukaryota; Viridiplantae; Streptophyta; Magnoliopsida; Arecales; Arecaceae
Source: RefSeq, a predicted model, not a curated record
UGGAGUUUUAAGCAUUAUCUUGUACAAGGCGAUCAAUCAUCACACACUUCCUUUCCUUCUGAGCCAAGAGGGAAGCUUGCUCGAACAAAUGACACAUCACAGCUGGAAUCAAGGAUCAGAUACAGGCCGUAACUACUGUUGGUACUACUGCUGCUUCAUUGCACCUGCUGCAGACUGCCGAGUUGGGCUCUCUCAAAUGUGACCUCCAGCGUGCCAAAACCCACCUUCGAAGAACCGCGGCAGAGGCCCCCAAAGAGAGAGAGAGAGAGAGAGAGGAGCCGCCUUUGAGCGUAGGAGCGAAGCCCCCAAGAAAGCGGAAAAGAGGAACAAAAAAGACACACACACCGAAGCCGGAACGAAGCAGAGGGGAUGCGAAGCACCGUACUGCCCCUCCUCGACGGCGGCGGAGGCGUCGACGACGACCACCACCGGAAGGAACUCUUCUCCUCUGUCUACUGGUGGCGGUCCCUCCCCGAGUUCGACGCCGGCGGACGGGCGGAGGUCUUCUCCUCCAGGGCCUCAGGCGGCCUGACGCCAUGGCUCCGGGUGGUGAAAGAGCUUGAGAGGCUCGCGGUGCUGGCGCACGAGUCGCUCGACGAUCUGCGGCACAAGCUUCUUACUUAUAGAGCAGGGGAUCUCUGGUUCCCUGCCGGUGGGAUCCCGAAGCAGGAGACCGACAUCCCGCCGGUCAUCACGAUUUUGCUACUUGGUCUUGCGGGAUCGGGGAAGAGCUCGUUGGUUAAUCUCAUGUACUCCGUCUUCGGCCGGUCCGGCUUCGUCCCCUUUGCCCAUACCGCUUCCCCUGCCGGGAAGGAUGGGCGGACGCAGUACUUGGAGGAGCACAACGUUUUGAGGUCGACGCGGAAUGGCUUCUGCGUCUUCGAUUCCCGGGGGCUCGAUUACAACCGGCUGGCGGAGGGUCUCGACGAGGUGGCGGAGUGGAUGGAGGACGGCAUCCGCCACCGCCAGCCCUGCCGCGGUUCCGCUCUCCCGGAACCCGCCUCCGCCGGUCCCUCCUCCGCCGCCGCCGCCGCCGCCGCGGCCAAGCGCUUCGUCCGACGACGGGUCAACUGCGCCAUGGUCGUCGUGGACCUCUCCGAGCUCCACCAAUCCCUCGUUUCCGGCGACCUCCGGCCACUCGAGGCCACCCGCGAGCUCUUCCAUUCCCCUUCAAUCCAAACGUACUGCAAUGAUAACCCCAUCCUGGUGCUGACCCACGGCGAUGAGCUCACCGCGGAGGAGCGGAUCAACACAAGGGUUCGAGUCUGCGAGUAUUUGGGGGUCUCGGAGACGGUCGGGGUCUACGACGUGGCGUGUGUCAACGAGCAUGGGUGCGUGGACGAGGCGGAUCCGGUCACCGCUUACGCCGUGGCCGAGGCUGUCUACCGGGCCCUUCUGGUGUCCGACCGGGGCCACCCCCCCAAGCCCAACGUCAAGGACUGGCUCAUCUUGGUCCUCUCUUGGGCCAUGUGCGCCCUCUCGGCCUUCUUUGCUUUCCUUUCCGCUUCUUGUUCCAAGAUGGCCAAGGCCAGCAGAGAGCAGAAAUUUAGGCCGCAAUAGAAGUGAAGUGGAAGUGGCUUGUGGAGCAGCAAUUUAGGCCACAAGAUUGCCAAGGGUUGCACUUGGGCUUGUUUUGUUUCACAUACCAUGGUUCCAUCAAAACACAUAGUUUCAGUCGCAUCGUGCCGAUUGCAUAUGUCGCUCGGGUCUGGAUCGGUCAAAUGGAAGGACUCGAACAAUAUGCUACAUGAUUAUGGUUUUCUAGCCUGACAGAACCCUACUUCCACUUGGAUUGGGAAUAUUGGGUUGAUUUAAGAGUCAACUUGGCAUGGAAUUGGAAAUUCUGCUGGUUGGAUUAGGCUCGGCUUGGUCAUUAGACUGAUUUGUAUUGUUCAAGUUGUACCAUUAGUACUGGGGUGUGGUUGUAACUGAUAGGAUGGUGAUGGUUGGAUAUGUGAGCUUUGAUGAGAUGAUUAGUGGUGUGAAUAGAGAAGGGAGAGGGCUUCUCAUCUGAUCAAAGCUAACAUUUUUAGAUUAUUUAAGAGGAUUAUUUGGUGGGUAACAUUGUUCUUUGUUGGUGUUGUUUAGACAAUGCCAUAGAAGCGGAAAAUUGUUGUAUGUUCAUUUCUAUGUUAUUCGUUGUUUGUGUUAUAGUUCAUUCA